Molecule: messenger RNA, 4061 nt
Organism: Nicrophorus vespilloides
Lineage: Eukaryota; Metazoa; Arthropoda; Insecta; Coleoptera; Silphidae
Product: coiled-coil domain-containing protein CG32809
Exons: 21
Coding region: 58-3747 (1229 amino acids)
Cellular component (GO): cytoplasm
Source: RefSeq, a predicted model, not a curated record
AAUUUACAGUUUUUUUUUGGUUGAUAAGACUAGAAUAUUAGUGAAAUUAUAACAAAAAUGUGUUCAAGAUGUAGCCGUUGUUGUAACAACACCGAAGACGACGAAACGAUUCCAGACUCUGAAAGUUGUUCAGAGGAAGAAUGGAAUUCGGAUGGAAAAUCCGGACGAGGCCUCUCCGGAAACGAAUCCGGGAAUGCGAGGAGCGAGUCCGAAGCAGACCCGAGGAGCAGAAGUCGCAACAAUCGCAACAGGGACGAUUCUCGAAGGCAUACAUUGACAGGGGAUCAUCAGUACGGUGCGAUGUCAGGACAAGGAGGUCCUCUUUCACGCACGAUGGACCUCGAGAUGAGCUCUUCAAGACUAAGAAAGGGCCAGGCCAGGGGUUAUCCGCCACCUUCGAACGCUAUGCUCUUCGACGAAGAUCCGGGAAUAAUGUCAGAGGUCGAGACAAGUUCAACAGGGUUCAGGCGCGGCGGCAAGCAGAGAAGCUCUCUGCCCGUCGUCAGAACUCCAAGCAAAACCCUCGAAAGACCUUUGGGACUCGUGUUCCUUCAAUACAGGAACGAGACGAAGCGCGCUUUGCUGCCCAAUGAAAUUACCUCAAUUGACACGGUCAAAGCUUUGUUCGUCAGAUCGUUUCCGAAACAAUUAACUAUGGAGUACUUGGAUUCUCCACAAGUUAAAAUUUACAUCCACGAUUCGUCAAAGGACAUGUUCUACGAACUCGAAGAUUUAAGAUCGCACUUGAGGGAAAUCAGGGAUCGCUCUGUGCUGAGACUGUUCGAAUCGGCCGAUGUUAGUGGAGGACUUCCAGGAGCUGGGAUCGGAAUAUCGGGUGGAGUUGGACACUUCGAGGAUCCGAGUUACUUUUCCGAACCGGAAUUCGAUUCGGAGUACCAGCAUCAGCACAUCCACAAAAGCAAGGGUAGUGCAAGUAAAAAUGCUCCGUACUACAUUGGAUCAACGUCGAGUCUACCACGCGCAGGAUUACUUCGAGCUUAUUCUCCUGCAGUGGGAAACGUCCCACAAGAUCGCAUGAAAUCGUUACCAUCUGGUGCACCCCCAAAACCGCAGCGUGCAUAUUCUAGUGGUUCGACUAGGUCGAUUGACGGGGCUCGAGCCCCGGACAGAUUUGCCCAAUUCCAAAGGCCCAACAACUCCUUAUUUAAUAUACCAGAUGGAUACAUGUCAUCACCUGAAAGAGGAUCUCGCUACGAAGAUCCUUAUUACAGCCAAUAUGGAACACGUUCAGGAUCUAUUACACCUGUCAUUGAUGAAGAAAUCAGCGAUACUGAACUCUUGGACGACCAAUAUUCUUUGUACGGGGGUAAAAUUCCAACAACAGGGCCUAGACCUGCACCACGAACUCAAUUUUCUACGCCAGCAGCACCGCCGUAUGAUGCAACAAGGAUACGUGUCGAGCAUAUGGAAAGGCAAUUGGCGAAUCUAACAGGAUUGGUGCAAAAGGCACUCACGCAGACUCCUGCAACACUUCAAGUACCGGCGGGACGCGACUCGUACAGGGGAGACGAUUAUGAUAAGAACUCCAGCUCGAGUUCACAAUCACUGCCAGAUGACACCAUCGUGAGAUCUGAGACAAAAACGCCCAAAUUGGGUAAAAGCGGCUGUCAUAAGUCGGUUUCCUUCGAGAAAUCAGUGUCAUUCAGCGAUGAACCACCAGAUAUGAGCUCUCCCAAACAACACAGCCCACAACACGCAGCGGAUACUAAACCCACAAAGCCUGCCAUUAAGUCCUCUACACUGCCUCGGACCUCCUCGCAGGAGCGAGAUCGUCUGAAACCGGCACCUCCACCAAAACCAGCUUCGCUUUCUCCCAGUCAAUACGAUGGAAGACAUAUCUAUAGAGAUCUACAAUUGACUCCAGAGAUGUACAAUCAGCUGCGCGUCUUGCAGAAGAAAGCCAAAGAUCUGAGGUCGGAAAUGAGAAGCUUAAGACGGAUGUCUCAAGGUCAGGCGCACGCAAUCAAGGAAACUAUCCGCGAUACGUUUAUUAAGAUCAGAACCAUGUUAAUCGUCGGAGGUGAACAAGUUUGGCAAGCAGGAAUGGAUCAAGAAAGGGUCAGAUUGAGCCGAGAGGAGGAUUUAUAUAAGCAGGAAAUGAUACGACUCGAAACUGACUUAAGCGAUUUAGAGUCAACAGUUGAGGAAUUGCGUGGAAAUGUGAUCAACAGAAAAACUAGGGUCAAUAUGUCGGAUGUUGAAAACAUGGCUUUGGUUUUGAGCAAGAGUUCCAAAACUGUAGCCGAUCUAAAACUAAGAUUUCCUGUAUUGCAAGAUAGCAUGAAGACUAUCCUGAGCACUGAAAUGGAGAAAGUUGUACGCGAAGAAAAAUUCUUGAAAGAAGAACCAGAAAGAUUGGAAAGCGCACUGCGAAGAUGCAAGAAAUUAACAGGCACUUUAGUCACACUAAAGAGAUUGGCCAGCGUUCAAGAGCAGAGACUUCCUUGCUCGGCCACAGCCACCGACGGCCGUCUUUCUCCAACUGAGCCUACACCCACAACCCCAACAAAUGCACAACACAGCAAGCCCACUGCCAGCCCACGUGUGGGGCAGAUCAGCAUCGGGGGAGACGCCCCCAACACCGCCGACAGUCACCAACGUCCGGAGAACGCACUCGACGCUCUGCUAGACGAACUCCAGACAUUUUCCAAACCACACACAGUUAACACUCAAACACCGCAAGUCUCUUAUACCGAAUCGGAACCACCCUCAUUGCCCGUCAAAGGCAUACCUCCAUCGCAUUUUAAUCAUCCCCCAUCAAUGCAAGAGAUCGGUAGGAAAGGCAGCAUGGACUCGGCCACUUUGUUACCCACUCAAAAUCUAACAGUAUCUACAGCCACUGGAAGCCUCCGAAGGCUGCAUUCGUAUCCGAGCGGUUCGGACACCGACAACAGUCCACCAAUUCAACCCAUACAACGAUUAGAUUCUAGUAAACCAUCGGGCAAACCGCCGAUACCAGAAAGAAAUGCCGAACUACUUCAACAUAUAUCAACGAAACGAAUUCCACCUCCGCCACCGCCGAGAACUAGCUCAAAGUCACCACUAGCUUCGCCAACUUCACCUAGCCUACCGCCUAGAUCUCCUGCCACCAACCUGCAGCACAUCCAGAACGUUCAGAACAUGGUUGACACCAAGCCUCAGUCCCAGUUCGAAGCUGCUACUGCCAAUCUAGGUUUCGGCACACUAAGACGAAACCUCCAAAACCGCUCAAGCUUGAAAGACAGAGCUCAAACGUUACCGAGAAAUUUAGGGUCAAACCUCCAGGUAGCACAACCGGAAGGAGAUAACAUGAUUUCUGCAAGCAACAGCAGCAGUUGCGAAAGCGUGAACUCGCAAGACGGCACCAAGAAAAGAAAAGAGGAAUUGGAGCAGCGUCAUCAGGAGUUGCUCAAGAAACAGAAGGCCUUACAGGAACAAUACAUACGUCUGCAACAGUUACAACGAGGAACUAAUACUUUGACGGUCAUUCCACCGACACCUGACCAAUUACUUAAGAAGACCGGUAGCGAGUCGAACAUACUACAAAAAAUGGGAUUGCAGCUCUCCACGUCCCAAAUCACAGGGUCCUUAACGAAUUUACCAAAUACAACUGGUCAUACACCGAACAAGAACACUCUAACAAACGUAACCAACCAGAACAACAACUCGACAACAAUUGAAGAUACUAGUACCAGCUCAAACAGCAGUAACACUACAAACAAAGUCUACGAAACAGACAUACUGUGACCAAUGACAAAAAAUGUCAUUCAUACUGUAUGCUAGCUUUUUAUCAAAUUUCAUAUCAACCUGAAUUCUCAUAUACAGUAGUUUUCACAUAUAACAUGGAGUGAAGAAUUAGUUUAUAUAGUAAUCGAUUUUCAUUUAUCACAUGUAAUGGAAUAUUAUUGAAAUGCAUGUGAGGAAAAUACCUACAUAUAUUCUAAAUAAUGAAUGUUUCAAGCUAUAUAAUAAUACAUAAUAUAAAUGUGACUUAUUAUACACUAAGAUUAAAAACAAUUUUUACUCAAUUUAUCGUCAGAUAACCAUUAGCCAAAUAUAUG